AUGCAGCGAUGCUUGAAGCCUCUUUAUCUCUCAUUCCUCUAUCUUAUAAUUUUCGCCGCCGUUGAUGCGCAGAAGUCUAAGCCUGUAACCGAAAGUGCUGUUGAUAGACAGCCAAAUGUCAUGUCAAAGUUUUGGCCUCCUUGGCCGUUUGAUAUGCUGAAAAAUCGAGGAAGGUCGCAAACCAAAGGAUUAUCUGCACCCAAUGGUAAUGCAAACACACCACCAAUGGCCUGGAAAAUUGUGAAGAAAAGGACAACCGUCGCUGUACGACAAUGUAGAGAAAUAGGCGCAAGUUUGUAUUGCCACCUUCCUCCUGCACUGCCCCCUGUCAUCUUGCUGGCUAGCAUUCCAAAACAAGCAGUGAAAAACGGCGUUAUGGAUGCUGAAGCAUCUCGCAGAUUUGUGCCACUCAUGUCUGUUCCGUUUCUUCGAAAUUUGGCCAUUGGUGGAUUGUUCGUCACCCUCAUCAGCUGGGGUGAUGCAGAGCUGUAUCAGAAGCGAAAGCUGACACCGAUCUUACAACAUCGUUCUGUUUCAAAAGCUAGUGUCACGCUUCCUCCAUUCCUCCCUGAGGAGAUUGUUUCUCUGCAAGAUGAAGCAAUUACAUAUGGCAUAUUUACUGGCGAUGAAUUAGGAUCCAGGCAACUGCAAGAGCAACGACUUGAGGCGGCAAAUGGGGUAAUUAAGCUUACUGAAAGAUUCAAGUGUACCUAUUCAAAAUGGAAACAAACUCGAGAACAUCGAAAAAGUAAUACUUUCAAUGCUCAAAGAAAAGUCAUAUACAACGAACUGGUGGCGCUGCAAUCGGCGGAAAAGCAAAACGGGAAAAUUAGAUCGAAGAGUAUUGAUGCAUCGUCACAGCAAACUGGUUUUGCUCUUGUAACUGGUGCCUCUACUGGAAUUGGCCGCGCAUUGGCUACAGAACUUGCAAGAUGGGGGAUACCACUCAUAUUGGUCGCCCGAAACCAGAAGAAGUUGAUGUCUCUUUCUCAUGACUUGGAGGCAUGCUAUGGCGUUCGGUGCUAUGUUCUCCCAGCCGACUUAUCUGUUGCUGAUGCAGCUGAGGCCAUACAUCGCACUACAACGAAAAAUGACUUGCUCGUUGAUAUUCUGGUCAACAAUGCAGGGGUUGCGACAUCUGGUCUCGCCGUCGACACCAGCAUGUCUGAGAUAGAAAGGCUGCUGUUUGUAAAUACACUGAGUCAAACGAAGUUGUCAAUAUUGUUCGGCCGUGAUAUGGCCAAGCGCCAAAGGGGACGAAUCUUGAUGGUAUCCUCGAUGGCAGGUCUUGUAUCCUCUGUCCCCAAUGCUGCAGUCUAUGGAGCAACCAAAGCCUUCUUGAAGUCCCUAUCUUUAUCAAUGUCCAAAGAGCUCGAGAAAUUUGGAAUCGGUGUGACAGCGCUCAUGCCUGGAGCUGUUGAAACAAAUUUCAGGCACGCUGCAGGAAUGGGGAAUGCCUUAUGCUGGUAUCUACCCUUUUACUCGCGACCAGUGCAGUCUGUCGCCCAUUUGGGUGUCACAUCUUUGAUUGACGGAGACACUGAAGUUGUCCCAGGCUUACUCAAUCGCCUUUUUGCAAAGGUUGUUAGGCCUCUGCUACCUCGAAGGUUGGAGGCAAUUUGCAUUGAGGCUGCAUUUAAGCCUCUGACUUUCCCACCUUCGCUAUUUGGGGGGAAAGUGAGCUCGCUGAACGACAGGGCUGAUGAAAAAAUCGGUGACACGAAACCCACUCAUGAAACUACAUGGGGGCGUUUUUUGCCUACUCCAGGCUCCCUACCGAAAGUAUUGCAGCUUGAGGGUUUGAACGACUCGCAACGAAAUGAAAAUAAAGCCAAUGAUCAAUCAGAGGUCUUUUCUGGAAGCGAUGCUGUUCUGAACGGUAUCGAUAAAGUUAGAGAGGAAGCCGAUGAUGUUAGUCCUGGCGAGCAAAUUGGAAAAGAUGAGGAAUUGGAGGACAAAGGCACGGGAGAAGAAACCGAAAGACAAUCAGAUGACGACCUUCCAAAAAGUGCCAAAAGAUCAUGUGCGAAACCAACUUUGCUUCCUCCAAGAGAGUCUCUCCUACAAUCCGAGAAUGUGUUGUUACCCUGA
Messenger RNA from Cylindrotheca closterium, 2091 nucleotides. The record is from the annotation of a GenBank genome assembly. NCBI's taxonomy places the organism in Eukaryota, Bacillariophyta, Bacillariophyceae, Bacillariales, Bacillariaceae.